AUGGGUCAUUAUUCCUUGUUGGCCUUUGUGGCCCUGAUCGGCUCAGUUUCGGCGGAUAUUCUCUGCAAUUCCGGCUCAGCUACCACCGAUCGACAAGGAAACAUUCUCACCAGUCACAUAAAAGCUAAAAGCUGUCAAGGAGUGUGUAACACGGUGACCGCUUCACUUUUGGACGGAGAAGAGUUGCAUAUUUUUGGAUGCGAAGAAAAGUACAAGACCCGGAAAACGAUCUUAUCGGGCGUUCUCUGUGGAGAGGACUUGUGCAAUACACUUCCCGGGCUCGGACUACCUACUUUCGACGAGAUCAUCGAACCUUUACAAAAUUUCACAUUCACUUGCUAUGUGGGUCUCAAGCACGGCAUGUUUACGGUUGGAGGGAUUCAACAAUGCGAUGGCGCUUGUGGAACGCUUCAAACAACUGCCAACGGGCUCGACUCAGAAGCGUUUUUCUGUGCUCCGCGUGGCCUUUGUGCUGCUUUCUUGAAGAAUGCCACCGAUCCCUACGAGGCUUGCAUCACCGUCGGCGGAAACCUAACCGCAUGCUGCUGUGAGGAGAGGUCAAACUGCAACGCGCUUGACUUCCAUGUCACCGAUAUCCCACCACUUCCCACCGACAAUCGAGUGCCAAUCGCUUGCUACUCGGGAAUUCACCUCAGCGGUGCGCUGAUCACUGGCGGAGAAUAUGUGGCUUGUCAAGGGAAUUGCGCAUCACUCAAGUGGCAGCUCAACUCCGAUCUUGACUUGACCCUUUACUCGUGUGACCCGGCGACGAUUUGCCGUGGAUAUGGACUCAAUAACAAAUGUGCUGGAGUUGACAACAACACUUAUUAUGGAUGCUGUUGUGACACGGAUGCGUGCAUUGAUCCAACGAGAGUGCCACCAGUGAGCCCUGACAACCCGGCGAGUGACUGGAUCGAGUGCUACAUCGGAGUGAACAUCAAAAAUACAACAACAAACGCCGUUUUCAACGCUGGAACCCAGAAUUAUUGCAAUGGGAUGUGCGCAUCGGGGUCCACGAUGCUCAACGGAUAUGCGGUGGAAGCCUUCUACUGUGCCCAACGAUCUUUCUGCCAAGCUCUCGAUACGGUCAACCGAUGUGACACCACCUCAAUUGGGGAUCAAAUUCUGUCGAGCUGCUGCUGUGACGAUUCAGCGAAUUGCAACAUAAGGAACAGGGAUAUUCCAACGGUCGCACCUGAUGCUACUGUCCAACCCACCCAAAUGAUCGCCUGUUUCCAAGGCUUAUACAUCAACAAUCAAUCGAUGAGCGGCGGAUUUGUGGCCUGUGAUGGAGAUUGCGCGUCGAUCACUUUACCCACGACCGUUGGUGGCGAGCGUCACGAUGUCACCUUGUUCACUUGCGAUCCCGCCGACCUCUGUCGACAACUCGGACUCAUCAACAAUUGCCAAAACAUUGAUGGAGUGAUCUCUGGGUGUUGCUGUGACAGUGAUGUUUGCAUUAACCCGUACAAUAACCGAUACCCUAAUGGAAACAAUUCAUUGAGCUGUUUCGUCGGAGUCACUGUUGGAACCGAUUACAUGGUGGGUGGAUCGAUGCCAUGUGAUGGAGAGUGCGGAUCUCUGGAGACGACCGUCAAUGGAGUGCAUGCCGCUGGCUACUUCUGCGCCUCGCGUUCCUUGUGCAAAACCCUCGGCGUACACAACGAUUGUGCUUCGGUGCUUUCAUCUCUCUAUGUGAAAGGAUGUUGCUGUGAUUGGGACAACAACUGCAAUGCCAUCGCCGACAAUGUCACCGUUCCGACAUACGUGCCCCAGAAUCGGCCACCACUUGCUUGCUACAACGGCCUCUCAUUGAACAAUCAACUCUUGCAAGAUGGAAAUCAAUAUAUGGCUUGCCGUGGUGACUGCGGAUCGAUCACAUUUAGCGCAACGGUAGCCGGCAAUGAUUACAAUGCUACGAUGUUCACUUGUGAUCCAGUCAAUAUUUGCGGUGCUUUCAACUUGAAAGAUUCGUGUGGCUCGAUUCGACAAGGAGAUAAAGGAGGCGUUAGCGGGUGUUGUUGCUCGUGGAAUGAUUGUAUUGAUAUAAACAACCCGAGAGUGAAACCCUCAAGGGACAACUUGCAAUGCUAUGUUGGAUUCACCCUCGAGGACACCAACAACAACAAUAAGUCGACGACUUACGGAGAUUCGAUGCCGUGCGAUGGAAACUGUGCCAGCAUUCAGACCAUCUUCAAUGGUGUUAUGGGUUGGAGUUACUUCUGCGCAUCGACGAAACUCUGCGGUGGAUUGAAUAUGACGAACGACUGCACCACGAUUUUCACCGAUUCUGGAUCAUCGAUCACCGGGUGCUGCUGCGGUGACGACAACAAUUGCAACAUCAACAAUGCCCAGGUCGGUACACCAGUGCCACCAGCCACCGGUGCUCCCGACAAUCGCUCACCAAUCGCCUGCUACUCGGGUCUCGGCAUCAACAACAUUGUGCUCACCGACGCAAACAGCUACACGACUUGUCAAGGCAAUUGUGCAUCGGCUACUUUCUCAACGUCGCUUCAAGGCAAAGUCUUCAACACGACAAUUUACUCGUGUGAUCCGGUGUCUCUCUGCGCGACGCUUGGCACGACUGGCAAAUGCAGCACGAUUCAAAACGACGGUACUUCGACGACACUCUCUGGCUGCUGCUGUGAUUGGGACGACUGCAUUGACACACUCAACAACGGACAAAUCAAGCCGUUCCCCAACAAUAGCACGCACAAGCCAGACGAUUUGACAUGUCUUGUCGGUUAUUCGAUUUCACAAUUCGUGGGAGCCGCGAUGCCCUGCACUGGCUCUUGUGUCUCCGUUCAAACCACCGCCAACGGUGCCGAUCUUUUCGGCUACUUCUGCGCGCCUGACUACCUCUGCGAUACGCUGAAAAUGCACGAUCAAUGCGUCGCCCUGCUAACAACUCCAUUCGUUGAGGGAUGCUGUUGCGAUGAUUCGAGCAACUGUAACAACAAGAACAACUACCCGCUUCAACCGUACGUGCCACCGGCUCGAACACCGAUCGCUUGCUACAGUGGGAUUGCUGUCAACGGAAAAUUGCUCUCGGAUCGAAACUCGUUCAUCACUUGUCGUGGCCAGUGCGGCUCAAUUACGCUCACUACACAGUUGCAAGGAAACGCCGUCAACGCGACACUCUUCGCGUGCGAUCCAGUGACGGUCUGCGAUUCGUUCAACGUCAACAACGGUUGCGGCGGCACGCCGAACGGACUCGUCAGUGGAUGUUGCUGUGAAUGGAACGACUGUAUUGACAUUGACAAAAACCAAGUGAAACCAUCAAGAGACGAUAUGCAAUGCUUCGUCGGUUUCGCUUUGGAGGGAUCGAAAAAUGGAACUUAUGGGUCGACUGGAAGCUGUGAUGGACAAUGCGCAUCCGUUCAAACCACUGUCAACAGCGUGAACACAUGGUUCUUUUUCUGUGCCACGAAUCGCGUGUGCGACGGGUUGAACAUGACAAAUGAUUGCGAUACCCUAUUCAACAGCAACGGUGAAUUCAUUAAGGCUUGCUGCUGCAGUGACUCGAACAAUUGCAACAUCAACAAUGCCCAUGUGAAACCAGCCCCAACUCUUGCCCCAGCUCCCACAACGCUAUCGCCCAUUGCUUGUUAUGUUGGUGUCAACCUCAUGGGCAAACUCGUCACCGCACCGGAUAGUUAUCAGACUUGCUUCGGCGAGUGCGCGUCGUUCACCUACGCAUCAACAUUCAACGACCAGACCGUUAGAGCCACCAUUUUCUCCUGUGAUCCCGUUGCACUCUGCUCUCAAUUCGGACUCGAUGGCACCUGUGCUACGAUCCAAGCCGAUAGCUCGUCGACGGUGAUCUCUGGCUGUUGCUGUGGAUCUGAUGACUGUCUUGACACUUCAACUGGAUUGAUUAAGCCGCAAGUGAGCACUUCAAAGCAAUGUUUUGUCGGCUUGUCGGUGACCGGACCUGCGUACAAUGGAACCUACGGAGAACCCGGCCGAUGCGAUGGACAAUGUGGAUCCAUUGAGACCAGCGUUAACGGCCACAACACCUACGGCUUCUUCUGUGCGUCGAACAACCUGUGUAACAGUCUCAACUUGCACAAUCAAUGCUUGAAGAUCUAUGGGGAUUCAACGCCAAUCACUGGGUGCUGUUGCAACGAUGUUGACAACUGCAACUUCAACAAUCAACCAGUUCCACCCGCUCCAACCGGAGUCCCCACCCCAGCUCCAGGCACAAGCCCUAUCGCUUGCUACUCCGGAGUGUCAAUCAGUGCCAAUGGAAGUCCAGCAAAGCUCUUGACGCCCAGCGACAGCUACAUGACUUGCGUCGGCAGCUGUGCAUCAGUUUCCUAUUCGACCUCUUUCAUGAACACCUCCUACACAACAACCGUCUUCUCUUGUGAUCCAGUCGCAAUCUGUGCCAUCUUUGGACAGGCUGGUGACGGAUGUGGAACGCUUAUUCCUGACGACUCUACAACGAUCGGUGGCUGUUGCUGCAGCUGGGAUGAUUGUAUCGACACGUCGAAUGGAUUGAUCAAGCCAGUGCCAAAACUCGCGAGUCAAUGCUUUGUCGGCUUGGCAGCGACCGGACCAUCGUACAAUGGAAGUUACGGAGAGCUUGGAAAAUGUGAUGGACAAUGCGGAACGAUUAUCACCUCUGUUAAUGGCCACAACACAUACGGCUUCUUCUGCGCGUCAAACAAUCUGUGCAACGCGUUGAGUCUCCACAAUGGCUGCUUAAGCAUCAACAACGACGCCAAUCAACCAAUCGCUGGCUGUUGCUGCAAUGAUGUCGAUGGGUGUAACUUCAAUAAUCAACCAGUUCCCCCGGCACCAACAGGACUCCCAACUCAGUCACCCAACACUGUCCCCAUCGCUUGCUACUCUGGUUUAUCGCUGAGCGCAAACGGAAACACGCCAAAAUUGUUGACACCAAGUGACAGUUAUCAAUCGUGCUUCGGAAGCUGUGCUGCUGUCUCCUACACCACCUCGCUCAUGAACAACUCUGUCACCGCCACCGUUUUCUCGUGUGAUCCAGUGGCGAUUUGUUCCGUCUUCGGACAAGUCGGCGACGGAUGUGGAAAACUGUACCCAGACAACUCUACAACGAUCGGUGGCUGUUGCUGCAGUUGGGAUGAUUGCAUUGACAAGACGAAUGGAAUGAUCAAGCCACCCCCGACGCCACAAGGGAACAAUCAAUGCUUUGUCGGCUUCUCAUUGGCAGGACCAGUCAGCAAUGUCACCUAUGGACAAUCGGUCACCGGAUGCGAUGGACAAUGUGGAACGAUGUCAUCCUCGGUCAAUGGCCACAACGCGUACGCGUUCUUCUGUGCGUCGAACACUCUCUGUGGGACUUUGUCACUUGUCAACACUUGCCGUAACAUCAAGAACGACGCGAAUCAGCCGAUCACCGGAUGCUGUUGUAACAAUGGCGACAACUGCAACAUCAAUAAUCAACAGGUUCUACCCGGCCCAACUGGUGUCCCAACAACCGCUCCAGGAACUACUCCAAUUGCUUGCUUCUCCGGAAUGUCGCUCGGCAUUGGAAACACAUCCGCGCUCGUCACUCCCGAUAACAGCUAUCAAGCUUGCUUCGGAAGCUGCUCGUCUCUCUCAUUGAUGACGGUCUUCUCAAACUAUUCUGUCUCCGCUACCGUCUUCUCUUGUGAUCCGGUGUCAGUUUGCAACGUUUUCCAGGACAAUGGAAAGAGCUGUGGAACGUUCGACGCCGAUAACGUGACCUCAGUUGCUGGGUGUUGCUGCAAUUGGGAUGAUUGCAUUGACAAGACGAAUGGAAUGAUCAAGCCACCCCCGACGCCACAAGGGAACAAUCAAUGCUUUGUCGGCUUCUCAUUGGUAGGACCAGUCAGCAAUGUCACCUAUGGACAAUCAGUCACCGGAUGCGAUGGACAAUGUGGAACGAUGUCAUCCUCGGUCAAUGGCCACAACGCGUACGCGUUCUUCUGUGCGUCGAACACUCUCUGUGGGUCUUUGUCACUUGUCAACACUUGCCGUAACAUCAAGAACGACGCGAAUCAGCCGAUCACCGGAUGCUGUUGUAACAGUGGCGACAACUGCAACAUCAAGAAUCAACAGGUUCUACCCGGCCCAACUGGUGUCCCAACAACUGCUCCAGGAACUCCUCCAAUUGCUUGCUUCUCCGGAAUGUCGCUCGGCAUUGGAAACACAUCCGCGCUCGUCACUCCCGAUAACAGCUAUCAAGCUUGCUUCGGAAGCUGCUCGUCUCUCUCAUUGAUGACGGUCUUCUCAAACUAUUCUGUCUCCGCUACCGUCUUCUCUUGUGAUCCGGUGUCAGUUUGCAACGUUUUCCAGGACAAUGGAAAGAGCUGUGGAACGUUCGACGCCGAUAACGUGACCUCAGUUGCUGGGUGUUGCUGCGGAUGGAAUGAUUGCAUUGACAAGACAAAUGGACAGAUCCGAACGACCACAGCUCCACCCGAGUCGGCAACCAAAUCCUCCUCGUACCCAUCAUUCCUCAUUGUUCUCGCUCUUUCACUCACUAAAAUUCUCCUUGCU
Messenger RNA from Mesorhabditis belari, 6507 nucleotides. The record is from the annotation of a GenBank genome assembly. Lineage: Eukaryota; Metazoa; Nematoda; Chromadorea; Rhabditida; Rhabditidae.